Canariomyces notabilis is the source of this 989-nucleotide messenger RNA. RefSeq lists its product as uncharacterized. NCBI's taxonomy places the organism in Eukaryota, Fungi, Ascomycota, Sordariomycetes, Sordariales, Chaetomiaceae. The transcript has 3 exons. Bases 1 to 903 code for a protein of 300 amino acids. The record is from RefSeq and is a predicted model, not a curated record.
AUGUCAGCAUCCGUGAGCCCGGGGCCCACGGCGACUGGUCUGGCUCCGAAUCCGACGAUGCCGGUACAGGUGGGCAACCCGGAUGCGCCGCUGUUGGGUUCGGCGGCAACCAUCGGUCAGGCCGGCCUCCUCGCCAUCGUCUGGAUCUUCUUCUCGGCCGCCACCUUCUUUGUGGCUCUCCGCCUGACGGUGCGGUUCCGCCAAAACGCCUCUUUUCUCUCCGACGACUACUGCACCGCCUUCGCCUGGCUCUGCCUUCUGGCCAUGUCGAUUCUGCAGACGGUGCAGAUGCCUUCCCUGUGGUACACAGCAUAUCUGAUGGCCGGCCGCAUCGCACCAGACCCAGACACCCUGUUCAACGCGUUCCCCAUCAUCAAGCUGUUUUGGACCGCCCUGUGGUCCGUCAAGGCGAGCUUCAUGGCCGUCUUCUUCCGCCUCGUCUGGCCCUUUCCCGUCCACCGUCGACUGUGGUACUGCGUCGCCGUCUUUGCCGCCAUAGCCUACAUUGGGUGCUGGCUCAGCAGCAUCUUGAGCUGCAACACUCCAGCGGAUUAUUUCAGGCCUGGCAAAUGCAACUCGCCACACGAGAUCUGGGUGCAGGGCUUCAGCGUCAUCUACUCUACCUCGGUCGACAUCGCGAGCGAUCUCAUGAUCAUGGCCCUGCCCAUCUCGCUCCUGCCAUCGCUGCACCUCGACUUCCGCCGCAAGGUUGGCCUGGGCAUUGCCUUCAGUCUCGGUCUUGUCAUCAUGUCGGUGUACAUCGUGCGCAUGACCAAACUCAUCUCGGGCGGCACAAGGGUUGACAUUAUCGGCCUGGCCAUAUGGGGCGCCAUCGAGCCUGCCGUAGCCGUCAUCGUCGGGUGUCUGCUGCCGCUGGGGCAUCUAUGUGCAGAGGAGCUAUGAGAUGAAUGUCGAACUUUAUCAAGAUUCGUCCUCGAGGGAUGACGAGGAGGUUGAGAUUGUCAAGGGUCACGGUCGGGCCAUUCAGG